AUGAGUGAGGGACGGAUGGAGUCAGAGGAGAGGGAGCGCAGGGAUGAGGAGGUGGGCGACAGAGAUCGGAGCAGGAAGCAAGGCGGGAGCCGCGGCCCUUCGGAAGGCAACUCAGGCGGGCAGGAGGAGGAGCAGCGAGAUCUUUCUCACGCCAGGAGAGCCAGCGCGAGCAGUAGCCGGGUUGACGACGGCCUGCAGCAGAGCAACAGAGACCGCAACGACGCAGGGGACGAAUGCAAUGGCGGCGAAAGGAGGUUCGGCAGCCAGCGUCGUAGCGGCAGCGGAGCUCGUCCACGGCAGCGAGGAGGCGAUACAGAUACCCUGUAUAUUAGCAAUCUGCCUCUACGCUGCGGAGCACUGGAGCUACGACGCAUUUUCGAGGAAGUUGGAGAGGUCAAAGACUGCAGAAUUGUCAACAACCCUGUUUCAAGAGAAUCUCGUGGUUUUGCAUUCUUGUCGUUCGUGGACCCUAGCCACGCAGCAGUGGCCAUAGAGCGUUUCGACAACAAAAUGAUCUUUGGUGAUGGCGCCAGGCCAGUUAGGGUGGAGAGGGCUAAACGCAACAAGCCCCAUAACCCAACACCAGGCUUUUAUAAAGGGCCUCCGGGUGCCAGUAUUAAGUAUGAUAAGUCGGGUCGAUUGAAGCCAGGAUUCCUGCCGUAUUACGCUGUUGCACCUGGUGCAUCUCGGGAGUUCAUUCCGCCCAGCCCUUUCGGAAUGGACUACGGCUCCGGUGCGAGGAGCCAUUCCGGUGGUCGCUGGGAGGAGCGCGACUGGGGUGCGAGAGGUGGAUACGACCCUUCACGGUACUAUGACCGUAUGGACUAUUCCGCGCAUGCGAGACAGCCAAUGGAUUUCAGAAGUGCGAAUCCUGGAGAGUUUUCGUAUGAUAUGCGGAUGGACAGAGGAUACGAUAUGAGGGCUAGUCGAGGAGGAUAUGAAGCCCGUGGCGCACCUCCGUAUGACCGCGGCGCUCCCGUGUAUGAUGCUCGUGGCUAUGAUAGAACUGGCUAUGAUGCCAAGUGGCAGCAAUACGAAGACCCCAGAGGAGAUGGAAGGUAUGUUGGUUAUUGUGACUACUACGGAGGGAACAGUGGAGCCGGCGCCGCAUAUGAUGUUAAUCCCCGUGUAGACAGCCGCGAAGUCAAACCCGUCGGAAGAGAAAGGUCAAGAUCGUGA
This is a messenger RNA of Eimeria maxima, 1179 nucleotides long. RefSeq lists its product as hypothetical. Lineage: Eukaryota; Apicomplexa; Conoidasida; Eucoccidiorida; Eimeriidae. Gene Ontology annotation, cellular component: spliceosomal complex. Bases 1 to 1179 code for a protein of 392 amino acids. Gene Ontology annotation, molecular function: RNA binding. Gene Ontology annotation, biological process: positive regulation of mRNA splicing, via spliceosome. The transcript has 5 exons. The record is from RefSeq and is a predicted model, not a curated record.